Fusarium falciforme is the source of this 1101-nucleotide messenger RNA. RefSeq lists its product as hypothetical. The coding region runs from base 19 to 1101 and encodes 360 amino acids. The record is from RefSeq and is a predicted model, not a curated record. The transcript is spliced from 6 exons. Lineage: Eukaryota; Fungi; Ascomycota; Sordariomycetes; Hypocreales; Nectriaceae.
CGAAACCCCCAAGACAUAAUGCCUAUCUGGCCCCGAGGACGGGCAUUAAAGUCAAAGGAUUUACCCUCGGAAAAGUCCAGGAGUCCGAUCAUCGGAUCAUCAAAACACGGCGGGUUUCAAAUGGCAGUGAGCAAUACAGCUAGCAAGAUUGGGCUCCUUGGGCCGCUUUCAGAUCCGGAAAAUGCCGUUGCCGACAUUGUCUUCGUUCACGGACUGAAGGGACAUCGCGAGUCGACUUGGACCAAGUACGGCGUUUUUUGGCCCAAGUCCCUUCUCCCUCUCGACAUACCCAAGGCAAGGAUCUGGUCUUGGGGCUAUGAUGCAGACAUUUUCCACUUCUGGAACCCACACGCCCAGGACCAGCAGCUCAGAGACCACUCCCGGCAGUUGUGUAGUGACCUGGCUGGGGCUCGGAGCCAGACACCUGAUCGCCCACUCAUAUUCGUGCUGCACAGUCUUGGGGGCAUCGUGUGUGAAAACGCUCUUAUACUUGCAACUUUGAGUGCAGAACCGCACAUAAAGAGUAUUGCAACUUGCACACGAGGAAUAAUUUUCCUUGGAACACCGCUCGAAGGCGCUGGCAAAGCAAAGUGGGCGGUAAUUGGGCAGAAAUUCGCCGCCCUCUUUCGACAGGACAAGAACACCGACGUUGUCAAGGUGUUGCAGAAGGACUCUCCAAAACUUCAAGAGCUUGCUGACCACUUCGCCAACAUCCUUCGUGACCGCGCUAAGUCAGAGGAGCCAAUCGAUGUGGUCUGUUUCUAUGAGGAGUUUGAGACAGAGUCGAUCGGUAUGAUCGUGCUCAAGGAGUCUGCAACUAUCAAAGGAUACGAAGCCCAGGCCAUCCCCGCCGAUCAUGGACAGAUGUGCAAGUUCGCCAAGAGCGAUGAGCAGGGCUACAUCAGGAUUAAGGGCAUUCUCGAAAGAUGGAUUCGAGAACUUUCUCGGGCUGGUCGCAUCUCACCAUCGACAGGGGUGCAAAUAAACCAGACAAUCAAUCGCAUGCUAGGAGGGUUGGUUACCGGACAACACUAUGGGGAUAGUACCAUAACCUCCCAUAUCUAUAUGCGCCCUGAAAGCGGUAGCCAGUGCGAUGAAUAA